Molecule: messenger RNA, 3605 nt
Organism: Tuber melanosporum (Perigord truffle)
Lineage: Eukaryota; Fungi; Ascomycota; Pezizomycetes; Pezizales; Tuberaceae
Exons: 9
Coding region: 325-3513 (1062 amino acids)
Biological process (GO): intracellular signal transduction; phosphatidic acid biosynthetic process; cell motility
Molecular function (GO): D-type glycerophospholipase activity
Source: RefSeq, a predicted model, not a curated record
CACACGGCGGAGUGCCGGUUCUUAGGGCGCAAGUACUUGAGGACAGUAUUACAAAGGAGGAAGAAGACAAGGGCAGUUGUCCAGCUGAGAAGAAGCCCGAGGUGAAAUUUUCUACUGCACGAGCACACCAUCCACCAGUCCCUGAGUAACUCAGGGCUUGAUGGGGCCCUUGCAUCACCCACAUUCCAAGAUUGCCUACGUCACUCCCCCGCCCAUGGAAGUUGGAGCUUAAAGAAAAAGGCUCCCUCACCCCCCCACCCCUCUUUUGAGUCUUGGGCCUCUUUCCCAUAAUCAGUCUGUCGAAAUAAUAUCUCCGAGCGAAAUAUGGGGAAAUCCAGUAAAUAUCGUUCUAGUUCACGCUCACCCGAGCGUCGCGAUGAGGAUGAUUAUCGUUACGAAAAGCAUUCUAAAAAGAGGUACGACGGGGGUUCGGGCCGUGAGUAUUCUGGUGACGAGAAGCCUGGUAGGGUCAGAGAUGGUGAAUAUUACCGCGAGAAGGGACAUAGGAAACGUGAGAAGGAGGAGAAAAAGGAGAGGAAGCGCAGGGAAAAGGAAAAAGAAGAUAGCGGGGAAUACGGUAGCCCUGGGCGCCCUCGGAGUCGCGAACGAAGCACACAAGAACAGAAUUAUCAACCUUCACCUCACGGACAGCAUUAUGGUGACCAGCCUGGACACGGAUACCAAGCUCCACCGCAUGAGAGUGGAUAUCCGGCGACAGGCUCUGAGCACCCAGGUCACCAACCGUCCUCGUACGGACCCGGUGUCUACACUUCGGCCGGGUAUCAACCUCCGCCGCCUGCGCAAGGCUACCCACCCGCCUCCCCAGGCUAUGGGGGGUUUCAAGGGCCACCAGCACCUCCUCUCUAUGCAACGGGAGGCUUCCAAGGAUAUCCCCCUCCUCCUGGCCCACCCCCCACUUCGCAACAAUACGGCGGAUAUAGCAGCGGAAGUGCACCCUACAGCUAUCCUCCACCUCCACCGCAGCAGGAAUAUGGGGGAUACGCGCAAGGAGGGCACGGACAAUCGCAGUAUCCGGCUCCUCCUCACCAGUCUCCCCACCAACCUCUAAACCACCCCGCUGUCUCACAGGGCGGUCCAGUAUAUGUAUCGUUGCCUCCACCACCAAAAGUCACUGCGGGUGGAGCUACCGCAGGCCAGCACUACAAACCUCAGCAUCAUUCGGCUCAACAGCAGCAAGCAUAUUACGGGCACGACUCGGGAACAGUCGACUACCCAACUGGCGGCUCAACAGCUGUUCAAUUUGAGAAUACUAACCCCGCCAAUCCUCAUUCCAAACCUUCUGCUGGUUCUGGUGGCUCCGCAGUUUCUGCACUCGAGACCUUUACCGGUGCGCUCACCAGUUCGCUACACUCGUACGCCCGUACUCUUUUCCCUGCCACAAGCGCCCACAAGCCUGUCGCCCAGUAUGGUGCCCCGGGCGAGAGCGGAGCCCCGGCUCAGCAAACAGAGAAUAGGUUUGACUCGUUUGCCCGGGAAAAGACUGGAAAUGGAGUAAAGUGGUAUGUUGAUGGAAAAGAUUAUAUGUAUGCUGUAAGCAUUGCCAUAGAGAAUGCUCAUCAGAGCAUUUGGAUCCUGGACUGGUGGUUGAGUCCUGAGCUCUACCUCCGCCGGCCUCCUAAGCUAAAUGAACAAUAUCGAAUCGAUGUGAUGCUUAAGGCUGCAGCAGAACGCGGAGUUAAGAUUAAUGUCAUCGUGUACAAGGAAGUUACUCAAGCCCUAACACUUAGCUCACAUCACACCAAAACAUCGCUUGAGAACCUUCACCCCAAUAUCACUGUAUUCAGACAUCCCGACCAUCUUCCGGAUAGGCCAACCAUUCAAAGUGACAUCUGGAACAAGGUGACUACAGGAACUUAUCAGCUAGGAGAUGGGCUUAAGGGGUUGUACGGCAUGAAGGAUGGUGUGACUAUGUAUUGGGCACACCAUGAAAAGCUGUGCCUCGUUGACGGAGAAAUUGCAUUCAUGGGUGGACUGGAUUUGUGCUUCGGCCGUUGGGACAUGAACCAUCACCCAAUCGCUGAUGCACACCCGAGCGACCUUAGGGCAAUUAUUUUCCCAGGCCAGGAUUAUAACAACUCCAGGUUUAUGGAUUUCCACACCGUCGACCAUUGGGAACAAAACAAGGUCAAGCGCGAGGAGCACUCUAGAAUGGGAUGGUCUGACGUUGCACUGUCCGUAAUCGGUCCUUCUGUGAAGGACCUCCAAAGACAUUUCAUUGGGCGAUGGAAUUUCAUAUACUAUAGUGACGAUUAUGGCUAUGAUGAACCGCGGGGCGGUUAUGAAGAGGAAAAAGCAUACAGUGAGAGGAGACAUGACGAAGUGGAGGGCGUACGGUGUCAGAUUGUCAGGAGUUCGUCUAAAUGGAGUCACGGACUCCCCGCAACAGAGCACUCGAUUGCACACGCAUAUAUCGAGAUAAUAAGCGCGGCGACGCACUUUGUCUACAUUGAAAACCAGUUCUUCAUCACCGCAACAGAUGACAAGCAGAACCCCAUACUCAACAAGAUUGGUCGUGCAAUUGUCGAUCGAAUUCUCCGUGCCGACCGAGAGCACCAGAAAUUCAAAAUGAUAAUCGUCAUCCCCGCAGUUCCAGCCUUUGCCGGCGACCUUAAGGAUGAUGGUAGCCUUGGGAUCCGGGCAAUCAUGGAAUUCCAAUACCGGUCUAUCAACAACGACAGAGGCUACUCGAUAAUGGAGCAAAUCGCAAAGGCUGGUGUCGAUCCAAAGAAAUAUAUCAGAUUCUACAAUCUGAGGAGUUACGACCGUAUCAACGCUGGCCAACUCGACGCCUUCGUUUCCGAGGAGCUUUACGCGCACUCCAAACUCCUAAUAGCAGAUGACAGGAUUGUAAUCUGCGGAUCUGCGAACCUAAACGACAGGUCCCAACUCGGCGACCACGACAGCGAGAUCGCGAUAAUAAUCGAAGACCCCACACCCCUUCCGUCGCUAAUGGAUAACAAACCCUACAAAGCCUCGCACUUCGCCGCAACCCUCCGCCGCCAAAUCUUCCGAAAACAUCUCGGCUUGAUCCCCGCCGCGAACCUCACAACCGUGGAUGAGAACAUGCACCCAGUUCCCAUACCGAACAUCUACGACUUUGACUCGCAGGAGGACCUGAUGGUGACAGACCCACUCUCAGAAACCUUCGAGAACUUCUGGAAUUACACUGCACGCGCCAACACCGCUGCCUUCGAAAAGGUCUUCCACGUCGUGCCCACGGAUAAAGUGGCGAAUUGGAAGGAGUACGACGAGUACUGGGGUAAGCACUUUCGUGUCCCCCCCGGUGAGAAUCAGCAGCCGAAGAUCAAGUGGGGGCACGUCGUCCGGGAUGAGUUCAACCCCGAUCCUAUGGUUGCAGUUGGUGAGAUUAAGGGUGUGCUUGCGACGGUUCGCGGACACCUUGUGGAGAUGCCAUUGGGGUUUUUGAGGGAGGAGGAUAUUGCCAAGGAGGGGUUGGGAUUAAACGCGAUCACAGAGAGUCUGUAUACCUAAGAUAUCUUGUGUUUAUGACUAUGAGAGGAAGGUGGAUAUUUAUGUUACCAAUUAGUUGUGUUUUGUUUAUCCAACUCGCUCCUGUACCAUCA